Molecule: messenger RNA, 219 nt
Organism: Fomitiporia mediterranea MF3/22
Lineage: Eukaryota; Fungi; Basidiomycota; Agaricomycetes; Hymenochaetales; Hymenochaetaceae
Exons: 2
Coding region: 1-219 (72 amino acids)
Source: RefSeq, a predicted model, not a curated record
AUGGCCUUCGGAGCAAAGCUCGAGGGCGGUUCGUCUAGUGCUCCGCACCGUAGCGUAAUUUACGGAUACGCUUGCAGCGUAUACGCUUACGCACCGUAUCCGUAUACGCCGUAUACGCCGUAUACGGAAGUAGCGUAUCGUAUAUGGGUCCUGCUGACCCAGUUUACGCCCGUAAUUAUACGCGCGUAUGCGUAUCCGUGGGAAAUUUUACGCGCGUAA